AACUACAACCUGAUACAACUAUCUGAUGCCCACCCGCUACACGGCGCAUGACAUCAGCUUCGAGAAACUGUCGCCCAAGGACCUGAAGGAUCCCGUCAAGAGCAAGACACACCGUUUCCAGACCCGCGUCAAGUUCGACUCUAUCUACAAGGAGGGAAAGAACAAGUGGUUCUUCCAGAAGCUGCGUUUCUAAGCUAGAAACUAAUGGGAUGAUGAUGAUGAAUU
Drosophila subobscura is the source of this 225-nucleotide messenger RNA. Its product is annotated as 60S ribosomal protein L27-like. Gene Ontology annotation, molecular function: structural constituent of ribosome. Gene Ontology annotation, cellular component: ribosome. Bases 26 to 193 code for a protein of 55 amino acids. The transcript has a single exon. Gene Ontology annotation, biological process: translation. The record is from RefSeq and is a predicted model, not a curated record. Lineage: Eukaryota; Metazoa; Arthropoda; Insecta; Diptera; Drosophilidae.